This is a messenger RNA of Postia placenta MAD-698-R-SB12, 2610 nucleotides long. RefSeq lists its product as hypothetical. The transcript has 12 exons. The record is from RefSeq and is a predicted model, not a curated record. Gene Ontology annotation, cellular component: chromosome; chromatin; nucleus. Bases 1 to 2610 code for a protein of 869 amino acids. Lineage: Eukaryota; Fungi; Basidiomycota; Agaricomycetes; Polyporales; Adustoporiaceae. Gene Ontology annotation, molecular function: protein binding; histone H3K36 methyltransferase activity. Gene Ontology annotation, biological process: regulation of DNA-templated transcription.
AUGCCGACUCUGCGACCUCCGUCUUCAAGGUCCACGUUGUCGAGAUCAAAUUCAGCAGAGGGGACACUAGAUCAUCAACAUUCUUCCGGCGCAGGUGAUGCAAAGGUGGAAACCGACGACGCUCAGGCCGCUCAGGGCCUAAAGCAAGAGGAAGACAGCGUGAAAGACGAGGAUGCGGACGCUCGGGGGAGCAGUGCGGAAGCUUCUCGGAGUGCAUCGGUGGAGGUCAAACCCGAGUCCGCUAUCCCCAAAUUGGAGGAGGGCCGCCCGUCAGCGACACCGCCCGUCUCUUCGCGCUCGAAAAGCAAGCCCGAGCCCCAGCUUAUUGGACAUCUCCGGCGUGCGGAGGAAGAUGCAUUACGCACAUUCGUAGAGAUUCCUGCGAAUCAUUACCAGUAUGGCACCCUGGGUCGCUCGAGGGAGGCGUUGGAGAGCAUGACUUGCGACUGCCAGUACGAGCAUGGCGUCGACGACCGUGAUGUUGCAUGUGGCCACGACUCUGACUGUAUCAAUCGACUCACGCAAGUCGAGUGUAUGCCGGACGACUGUCGCUGUGGUGGGUAUUGCCAGAACCAACGAUUCCAGCGCAAGGAGUAUGCUCCCAUCGAUAUCGUCCUGACGGAGAAGAAGGGUUUCGGCCUUCGCGCGGCAGAAAAUCUACCAAAAGAUACCUUCAUCUACGAGUAUUUGGGCGACGUAGUCAGCCAGCCGUCCUUUUUGAAGCGUAUGCGUCUAUACGCAGAAGAGGGCAUCCGACAUUUCUAUUUCAUGAUGCUCCAGAAAGACGAGUUCAUUGACGCCACUAAGCGUGGGGGUAUCGGGCGCUUUGCGAACCACAGUUGCAAUCCCAACUGUUAUGUCGCGAAAUGGACCGUUGGCCAGCAUGUACGCAUGGGGAUAUUCGCCAAUAGGCACAUCAAGAAAGACGAGGAGCUGACGUUUAACUACAAUGUCGAUCGUUACGGCCACGAUGCGCAGCCUUGCUAUUGCGGCGAGUCAAAUUGCGUCGGAUUUAUUGGCGGCAAGACGCAGACCGAUAUCGCGGCGAUGGAUGACCUGUAUCUCGACGCACUCGGUAUCUCUGAGGAGGUUGCGAAUUUGGGCCUCAAAGGGAACAGGAAGAAGAAGAGCAAGAAGCUCGACGAAGACUACCUCCCUACUCUCAAGCCACUCGUCGAGAAAGACGUGCCGAAAGUCGUCCAGGCUCUCCGUCAAACGCAAAGCCGGAAGGUGUUGGUCAAAUUGCUAAUGCGUGUCAAGCUAACAGAGGAUCAGUCGCCCCUCCGACAACUGAUGCGAUUGCGUGGGUUCAGCGUAAUGACAAACAUUCUUGAAGAUUACAGCUCUGACGUUGAGGUCUCAACGCUGGCGAUCGAAUGCAUGACGACGUGGCCCUUGAUUCAGCGUAACAAGGUCGAGGACUCGAAGAUUAACGUGCCUGUACAAGCUUGUGCGCAGUCGGAGAAUCAAGCUCUCGCAGAGCUUGCUCAAAAGCUUUUAACGCAAUGGGAAGCCCUGGAGUAUGCCUACCGAAUACCCAAACGUCUGAAAAUGCCUGGAGAAGACAACGCCCUCGAGACCACCACUUACGACUACCGGAGCGAAGAUCCUCGUCCGGCUAAACGCGUCAAAUCGACCGCGUUCGAAUUCGAGGAACCGAAGUUUCAACUCAGGCCUGUUUGGUUUCAGAAACGCUUGCCUACGUCUCAGUCGAUAUCUGCUGACCUGAAGAGAGAGACAUCUCCCGACCCAGAGGCGAUUGCCGCAUCGUUGGGUCCACAACCAUCGCGUCCCACUCAGCAGGAGCUCGUGGCUGCGAUAAUUGCCAAAGCGCAGGCGGAAGCAGAGGCGGCAGCUGUAGCACCGUCGGCGGCCGGCGAUGCUGCAAAGGCUGAUGAUGCUGCGCGGAAACGAUCGUCGAAGCACAAGAAAAUGUCAGAGGAAAAGAAGGAGGCUCUCAAGGAGAAGAAGCUGCUGAAGCUCGUGGGAGCUGUCGUGGUAAAGUGCAUGUCGAAGUACUCCAAACGCAUGGAUCACGAUCAUUUCAAGAAGCAUGCGAAGGAGUUGACGCAUAUCAUCGCGGAGAAGGAGAAGAAGUCGUCAAGCUAUAAGGAGGGACGCCUGGACUCGCUGUCGGACGAGAAGAUCGCCAAGAUCAAGAAAUUCGCGAAGGAGUAUAUCGCGAAACUGCUCCACAGACUCGAGAAGGGCAAGCGGCACUCAUCUUCCGCAGCGAAUCCAGAUGAUUCGAUGGACGCGUCAGGUUCGGGGGCAACGCUCGCUCAGGACGACACGCAUGAGGAGAUGGAUCUCAAUGCGGUCAUGCCCGAGCUCUCGACGGCAGAUUUGAUGGACCUGGACGAGGACAUGGACGAGGGUGAGGGCGACGGCGAGGGUGAGGGUGAGGGCGACUCGUUCGGCAGCGAGCAGUCACCACCAGACUCGGUAAGCGCGCUGGAGACCCCGUCGGCCUCGGAUGCCCCUACGCCGGUCGUCACGCCUGUAUUAGACCCGCGUCUGAGACAUCGGAACGAGGAGUGUGGGUGGGAUCCAGACAGCGACAAGCUCAGUGUGCGGCAGGGUUUGAGCACUGUCUCCGUGGGCUCAUAG